AAAAAGUAUUUGGAAGUGGAACGAGGCAGCCUGACUUCACUUGGAAUCACGGGCGCGGACUCUAAACACAGAGGACACAGCCGAGAAGUCUGCCGCGUCUGAAGAGGGAGCGAGCCUCCAACGUGUAUCGCGCUGAUAAAUAUUUAUUUUCUACUUUACGCAAGACUAAACACUGAGCGCCGGGAAGAAUGCACAAGCGCACCAAGAUAAAUAUUGCCAUUUUUGUGCUGCUGGUGGGCAUGGCCUGCAUGUUCACCGCGGUGGUGACGGACUACUGGGCCGUGCUCAGCCCUCAGGUGAAGAAGGUCAAUGACACCUGCGAAGCGGCUCACUUUGGCCUGUGGAGGCUGUGCAAGAAGCACAUCUACAUCAGCGCUGACAUCUACGAGGAGAAGCAUGGAUGCGGACCCAUCAGCCUGCCAGGAGAUGAAAACUGCACUUACUUCGGCCACUUCACUCCAGGACAGGACACUGAGAUAUUUGAACACAAAACACAGAAAGAGUACAACAUCUCUGCUGCAGCCAUCUCCAUCUUCAGUUUGGCCUUCAUGAUCUUGGGAUGCCUGUGUUUGAUUGGCUCGUGCACCGGCAAAGGCAAAGGACGACUAUACCUUCUCAAGCCUGCUGGAAUGUUCUUUGCAUUUUCAGGUCUGUGUUCGUUCAUCUCCUUGGAAGUGAUGCGUCAGUCGGUCAAACGCAUGAUCGAGAGCGAGGACACCAUCUGGAUCCAGUACUACUACAGCUGGUCCUUCGCUUGUGCCUGCGUCGGUUUCAUCCUUCUCUUUCUCACCGGCAUCGCCCUCCUCAUCCUCUCCAUGCCACAAAUGCCCAGGAACCCAUGGGAGACUUGCAUGGACGCUGAGCCCGAGCAAGCGGAGUGAAGAGAGGAAGGAUUCGGUAUGAAGAGCUGGCCAAAGAGAGAGGGGGUGGCUUGGAAGGACCAUGGCCAUGAUGGGAAAUUUACCUCUCAACCUUUAAACAACUUGAAUGUAGGUCUUUUGUAGGGAUGAUGUUUGAUAAGAAAUUAUCGACUUCGAGCCCAUUAUCGAAUCCUCUUAUCGAACCGAUUCCUUAUUGAUUCUCUUAUCGAAUCCAGAUAGGUUGUUGUAUAUGGGAAAAACACAAUAUUUGGUUUAACAAAAGCUCACUUUUAUUUUAUAAGAAAAAACUAAAAUAAAAUAAAUAAAUAUUGACUGUUACCCCCCUAGAAAAAUCAAAUAAAUAAAUAUUGACUGUUGUUACCCAAAGUAUAAAGUGGGAUUUUUCAGAAAAACAAAUAUAUACAGUAACACAAAAACAACCUGUCUCUGUGAUCACUAUAGGUGUAUAAAUAAUAAUAUAGUGUUAAAUAAAAUCAGUCCCUUGGGCACAAAAUUGAAAAUAAUACAGCUCUCCAAAAAGUGCACUUCUGCUGCUAUUGGAACAUACUAACUACACACACAGGCAGACAGCUAACAAACAAUCCAAGACGUCUAAUAAAGUUCCAAAGCAGAUUAAUCCAUUAAGGCUCUUUAUUGUUGUUGAUCUUGCUUUGUCUUUUCCUAUCUUUACUUUUGUCUUGCACUGGACUGUUAUUUAUUUAUGUUUUUAAACUGAAAUACACACAAUGACAAAUGUAUAAGCUAUGUGAUUCAAUUAACAUACUGAAAUGUAAUACACAAUAUGUAAAUAUUAGCUUCACACAAAUAUACUGUACUAUCAUCAAACAAAUACUUCUGAGUGUCGAAACUAUUUCGAUGGUGGAAAUACACGACUGGCAGCCAUUUUAAGUCCUCAAAACAUCCAUUAAACAGUGCACAAAAAUAGUUUUUCAAUAAACAUCUUACUAUCAAAUGUAACCACUUUCCACCUUAAUAUUGAGUUACAUAAACAAGUUAAACAGUUUACUUACAGACUUAUCUUUUCCAAGGCUUGUAAGAGCUAACACAACUUGUCUACUUCUCAAUUGUCUCAUGAACUUAACUGACGUCGUCAACCCGGAAGUGCCCAAACUAUUGAGGCGUAGUAUUUUCAUAUCGCCACAAGGUGUCAGUAAGAGUCUACAAUCAAAUGGGCUUAAAUAAAUGAUAAAUGGGUUAUACUUGUAUAGCGCUUUUCUACCUUCAAGAUACUCAAAGCGCUUUACAACAUUGCCCAUUUGGGAUUCGUUCCAAGGGAUUCGAAUAAAGAACCAACUCUUUUUCUUUACUAUAGUGGCCUCGAUAACGGGAACCGGUUCUCAAAAAGGGAUUCGAGUCUAUGGAAUCGGUUCUUUUCUUAUCGAACAACCGGGAGAAUCGGUUUCGAACAUCAGCCCUAGUCUUUUGUAUAUGUUUCUGAAAUAUUUACAGUAAAUAAAAAGUGAGAUGUCAUCUCUUAAACCUGUUGAUGAUGGAUACGCCCCUCGUUUACAAGGAAACAGGCUGGAUAUAUAUUGCAAUUGUAAACGCACUGGGUAUGAUAUUAUUAUCAUUGUGCGAUAUAAAGGCAAAGCCCGGAUUGGAAUCUAUUCUUUGCUCAGGUUGCAGUGCAGUUCUACACCAUCCACAAUAACAAACACCUUCUGACUGGCACUACAAAAAAAAAGUUGAGUUAAAAAGACAAACGUUUUGAUACAGUGUUGGUAUUGACUACCUGAUACCUAAUGGAGUGAAUGCAGUCACAUGAAGUUGUGUCUCUUCCCCAAACUACUCAUAUUAACAAACUAUGAUCGUGUGACCGCGGCCAGGUUUGAUGAUAUGCCAUUGUUAAAGUGCAUGCAGUCUGCGGCCUUAUGUAUGAUAUCAUGUACAUAUUUACAGGACUAUUCCUCUUUUCAUUUUCUUUUUGUUUGGAUUACACAAGUAAACACUCAAUUGCGUAAAAAAAAUCAAUAAUACAGUAUUACAGAAACCAAGAUGAAAAUGGGCUCGAUUAUUAAGUGUUAGAUUUGUUAUUGUAAUUAUUUAACAACAAUGACAUAUCUAUUUAUGGGGUGAAUUAAUAUAGCAGCUUGGUGUUUCAAGCAAAUUGUUAUUGAUUGAUUAAUACACAUGUUGUAUCUUCUUAAAUUCAUGGUGACCUAUUAUGAUUUAAAUCUACUUUCAAAACACUUCCUUUUGGUCUAUAUUGAAUGUGUCGGAUAUGCUUUGGUGUAAGUUUUGCAUAAAUUUUGCUCCAAAGUCACUUUUGUAAACAUUUUUUUGAGUCUGUCCGCAUGUUUGUUUGUUUCUGGUGGCGUUCCCAGAUUGCAAAUGAAACCGAGUAAACCGAACAAAAAGUAAUUCAUCUUUUGAAAAUGUACACUAUUUAAAUUUAUAUCUUGAAAUUUUCACAGCUAUUUUUCCCCAGACAUGAUCAAAAGAAAACUUUCCAGGCGAAACUCAGAAAAUUAGAGUAACGUGCAGAGGUUUGUUUAUGCCAGCAAUUAUAUUUACAAGAUGAAACUAAUAUAAGACAUAAGCUCAUAAAGUGCAACUCAAAAUAUUUCAAGACUUCUUUUGAAAUAGAAAAACCUCAAAUUUAAAAUUUCAAAAAAAAUUUUUUUUUAAACUCAACCAUGAUCACCAAAAUUAUAACAAAUAAAAGCUUGACAUAUUUUACAUGUAUGUAAUAAGUUUUUAUUACAUAUUAGUUUCUCAUUUGAAGUUCUAUUACUGAAAUGAAUGGACUUUUGCAUGAUGUUCUAAUUGUGAGUUUCACCCGGUCACAUCAUUAGGUACAUCUGCACACUCUCCGAUUGAUUAAGACUCUGCAUAAGAAAAGGUUUCUGCAGGACUGCUUCUAAAAAGGCCAUAAAAAGUGGUAGAUGUAUCCUGCUUGUUUGAAAACAUAGCAAAACGCCACAGGUGGGAGCAUGUUAACAUGAAUGUGCAAGAAAUAAAAGUGUCUCCGUGGUGAUGCCCCGUAUAGUACAAGCAAAAUCCUCACUUAAAAAGGGCGGUCUGAACCACUUUUAAAUUGCAGUCUUAGUAAAUCACUGUUGACCACGUGGUGUUUCCAUCCAUCCAUCCAUUUUCUACCGCUUGUCCCUUUCGGGGUCGCGGGGGUACUGGAGCCUCUCUCAGCUGCAUUGGAUCUUAGUAAAUCAGGCCUUUAAUGUCUAAAAUAAGUGGUUCCACCUCACGUAGCCAAUUGCAAAAAACUGCUUGAAAAGAGGCAUCUCAAACUGUGUGCAAACUCCCGUCAAAAUGCAUGAACCUUCUUAUGAUUUGAUGCUUUCACGACCAAGAUUGAAUUAAUCAUAGGUCCUCUUUAAGAUACAGCUGCGUGUUGGAUUGUCCUUUAAUUUAGUGAGUUUUUGUUUCUACGGUUAUCAAGUUUGGCGAUGCAUUGUUUUCAUUGGUCAGCGACUGUACGGAAGUGACAGCCACAACAGUUAGAAAGAUUGGCUGUUGAUUUUUUUUGUAUACUUUUUUGGCAGUUUGCCUGGAUUUAAGUGAUAGUGUUUUGUAUUGUCUUUCAAAUAAAGCAUGUGAUUUGACUUUGGAAUGUCCUAUAUUCUGUGUGUGUGACUUUUUAAUGAAAAAUAAAUGUUUGGGAAAAUU
Messenger RNA from Nerophis lumbriciformis (worm pipefish), 4505 nucleotides. RefSeq names its product voltage-dependent calcium channel gamma-1 subunit-like. Gene Ontology annotation, cellular component: membrane; L-type voltage-gated calcium channel complex. Gene Ontology annotation, biological process: regulation of calcium ion transmembrane transport via high voltage-gated calcium channel; calcium ion transmembrane transport. The record is from RefSeq and is a predicted model, not a curated record. Gene Ontology annotation, molecular function: calcium channel regulator activity; voltage-gated calcium channel activity. NCBI's taxonomy places the organism in Eukaryota, Metazoa, Chordata, Actinopteri, Syngnathiformes, Syngnathidae.